Schistocerca americana (American grasshopper) is the source of this 3279-nucleotide messenger RNA. RefSeq lists its product as uncharacterized. The record is from RefSeq and is a predicted model, not a curated record. Lineage: Eukaryota; Metazoa; Arthropoda; Insecta; Orthoptera; Acrididae.
UGCGCGAAUAAAGCAGUACUGUACCUGGCCGGGUAUGAAAGCCGAUAUAGAAAAAUUCAUAAGAAUGUGUGAAAGUUGUCAAAAGAAUAAGAUAACCCAAGCAAAAACGAAGCAACCGAUGGAACUAACGCCGACUCCCGAAUUCGUAUUUGAGCGAUGUGACAUCGAUAUAGUAGGUCCCUUACCAGUUACCCGAGUUGGCCACAAGUAUAUUUUGACCUUUCAAGACUCUCUUACGAAGUUUGUAAUAGCUGAACCGAUACCUCGACAGGACGCGGAUACAGUAGCUCGAAAGUUAGUAGAAAACAUUAUUUUGAAGUUCGGCGUUCCGACCGCCCUAUUAAGUGACAUGGGGAGUAAUUUUAUUGGUGAUACGAUGAGACGAGUCUGCAAAUUACUGAGAAUUGAGAAGAUACAAACAACGGCGUAUCAUCCGCAGUCGAACGGAGCAUUAGAACGUACGCACCGCACGCUAACAGAGAUGUUACGACAUUACGUGAACCGGGACCAGACGGAUUGGGACGAAUGGGUAUCGUUCGCAUGUUUUGUGUACAACACAACACCACACAGUACCACGGGAUACACUCCAUUCCAGUUAUUCUUCGGCAGGAAGUGUAAUCUGCCAGGGUGGUUACAGAAGAAGCCAGCCAACGUGAUCUACAAUUAUGAUGAUUACGUGACGGAAAUCCGACAGCGACUGCAGUUAGUACACCAAGAGGCCCGUAAGGCAACACAGGAAAGCAAAAUCAGGAAUAAAAGCGAUUACGAUAAAACACAGAACCCGAGGGAAUUUAAAAAAGACGAUCGCGUAUUACUGUAUGAUGAAAGCGUGCGUCGGGGACGCUCAAGGAAGUUAGACAGCCAGUGGCGAGGACCGUUUACUGUAGUAGAUGUACAGGGACCGAACGUGAUAAUUAGACUGAAAGGAAAUAAAUGUAUAAAAGUGCACGCGAAUAGACUGAAGGAAUUUUACUAAGCAGGCAAGAAUAUCUUUUAGUUGUUCGUGGUAGAGGAAGUGAACAGAUUGCAGGCGAUAGCAAAACAGGAGAGUGGCACGUGCGUUUCUAUUACAGAUGCCACUGAUGAGGGCGUUGUGGAUGACAGCGAUAUUCGGGAGUAUAUGGCAGAUCGGACUCGCAGGACGCGAGGCAAACCCACAAGAUGUAAGAGUGCAAAAAUUCCAGUCUGCACCAGGAAUGUAUUACGACAACCAGGGCAGUGUGAAACUAUACAGCACAACGUGGAGAGUGGUGACCUAUUUCAACCUCAAGGAAUUGCAUGACAAAUUUGAAGAGACGCAGGUGGGGGCCAAUAGAGCGAUAGCACAUUGUAUAAGUACGAUGAAUCAAGCAAAGUUAGAUGCCAGAGAAUGUGAAAAUGUACAACAAACUGUAAAAUGGCAGGUGGGAGAGAUUUCUAAAUCAAAGGACUUGAUUGAGCAGUUGGCUAGACAUGAACGGCCCAGAACCAAAAGGGGGAUAUUGAACUUUAUUGGGGUAACAAGCAAGGUAUUGUUUGGUACACUAGAUGAAGAUGAUGCGGAAUUCUUUAAAGCUAAGAUAGAUGUUUUAGAGGAACAGCAAAGGGAAUUAUUGCGAUUGUCCAAGGAACAAGUAACCAUUGUGAGGGCGUCACUGACGGGGGUGAACCAAACAAUUAAUGCAGUCACCAGGAAUACUCAAAUAAUUGCGGAUGGGAAGGAAGUUGAGGAUUACGAAAAUAGUACCAACAGGAAGAUACAACACACCCUGAUUGUUUUGACUAUUACGGAACAACUGAUGCAAAUCUCUAAUAUGUUCAAUGAGCUCGAAAGGGAAUAUGAUCUAUUGAUCUCUGCCAUAGUUAAUGCGCAGAAAGGGCUAUUGGAACCACACUUGAUUAACCCUGUACAAGUAGUCACGUAUCUCGAACUGAUAAAGGAGGACUUAAAAGACAAGAAAUUUCCCGUUGAACUCACGAAGGACCAAGGGUAUCUGUUACUUCGUAUAAUAGAUAUAGAUGUAGUUCUUGCCGGCAAUACCUUAAGUUAUGUACUAAAUAUACCUUUAGUAGAUAGUAGUGUAUACACUUUAUAUAGAAUAUGGCCAUUACCCGCAGAAUAUGAUGCAACUAAGAAGUUAUUUGCGUAUAUCGAGCCUGAACGAAACUUUCUACUUAUUGACGAUGCGAAACGACAGUACGCACUACUGUCUCGGGACCAAUUGCAGUGUAAAACGGUUACGGCGAGAAAUCAAAUUUGUAAACAACGGUUCGUUCUGAUGUCGACCUAUGAUCACGAGCGAUGUGAAGCUCGAAUGCUACAGCCUAUAAGGGAAAUUCCGAAAGAUUGCAAUCAAAAGUAUGUCAUACUGAACGAAAGUAUCUGGACGCAGAUACAGGACAAUGAGUGGCUGUAUGUCGCUCCCAAGGAUGAAGGACUGACAAUAUUAUGUAACGGAUUACCCCCAAACGACCUUAUUGUAAGGGGUACCGGAAAGUUAACCUUUACGAGUCAGUGUAAAGGAUACGGUGCGCAGGUCAUGUUACAAGCUGACCAUAUAAUUAGUACUAAUGUAAGUAAGAAUGAUAUAGUACCUAUGCUAAACUUAAAUAUAGAUUGCUGUAUCAUAGACGAAACAAAGCAAGAGGUCACACGUAUACCUAUAGAUUUACCCUUAGAACAUAUUGUUAGACACUUAGAUGACCUCAAGGUAGCCAGUCACAAAGUGGAUGAACUGCAGAGUGAAAUAGAAUAUCAGCAGCGAACCACCUUUAGUGGAUGGUCUAAGAGCGUAUAUUCCGUAUGGGGGUAUACGGGUUCAGUAGUGUUAGUUGUCUUAAUUAUAUCAUGUUGUUUAUGCAUCUAUUGUAAGUGUUGCCGUAUGUGUGGCAAAAGAUUGUGUGAAAUCGGAGGACAUUGUUGCGCUAAAGUGUGUGUGACAAAUACAGUGGUAGCGGAUGGCCGCUGGGAACGAAGUGUUCGGUACACCCCUGCCCGACAAACCGAGCACUGUGAAGCGGCAGCAGAAGGUGGAGAGUAUGAAUUAAGUUGUACACGUCGCACUCCUCUCUCCGAUAGGGUACAAUGGAGAGAACAGAGUCAAACACCACAACUCUCUGAGCCCCGUGCCAGAGCAAUGGAGCUGUCAAGCCCCAAGACAGACAGGAGAUAACACAAUUGUAUGUUUAUUGAUUAUCUUACCCUCCUGAUGUAUCCUAAAUUGAUGACAAAUCAGAUCUUUUGUAUGUGUAUAAAACUCAAAUGUGUACUUAUGUAUGUAACUAUUCUGUAUGCUCUUG